Molecule: messenger RNA, 438 nt
Organism: Lecanosticta acicola
Lineage: Eukaryota; Fungi; Ascomycota; Dothideomycetes; Mycosphaerellales; Mycosphaerellaceae
Source: the annotation of a GenBank genome assembly
AUGCGUGCUACACGUCUCCUUCGCGCUACUCCAUCCUCGAUCGGCUCUCAAGGCUCAAGUUUCCGAGGUCUCCCUCCAGCCCUGCUGCCUCCAAUCCCUCUCUACCGCCGUCUCCUUCGUGCCCAUCGCAAACAUCUCCCCAAAGAAAUGCGCCUGCUAGGCGACGAAUACAUCAAGUCUGAAUUUCGCGCUCAUCGCGAGGUCGAUAAUCCGGUACAUAUCGUGGGUUUCUUGACGGAAUGGCAGACCUAUGCCCAGCAGAUCGAGGGAGAUGACUGGAGAGGGGAGAGGAUGGAGAAGGAGAAGGUGGAUAAGAUGAGCGAUCAGCAGAUCGGACAGCUGUAUGAGCUGAUGCAGGCUAUCAGAGAAAAAGAAUUGGAGGAGAAUGAUCCGGAAUUUGUGCCGAGCAGUUCUAAGGCCGAGGGAGGGAAGGAGUGA